AUGAGUCUAGAAAAUUUACUGAUUACUGACAGACAAAGUAUUAGAAAAUCCUGGGGUAAAACGGACUUAGACGUAAUUGAAGAUAUUGUAAUUAUCAAAAAGUGGCUGGAAACUCAAAAGCAUCUUCCUGAAACACCAUGUGAUAACAUGAUUGAAUUUUUCUUAACCAAUUGCAAGUAUAGUAUUGAAAAAACGAAACAAAACUUGGACAUGUAUUAUACGGUAAGAGAUUUAAUGCCUCUUAUUUACAAAGGAGUACAUCCUUGCAAACCUGAAAUAGAACCAGCAUAUAAAACAGGAAUGAUUUGUACCCUGCCGAAGUUAACUCAAGAUAUGUACCGGAUAACUAUAUUGAAAUAUAAUGAUAUCAAUCCCGAUGAUUCUGAUAUAGACAAAUUUUGUGCGCAUUUUUUAAACAAUAUUUAUGAAGUUAGAUUGCAUGAAGAUUUGAUUUCAGGAGACAUUUACAUAGCUGAUUAUGAAUUUGUCAAAUUUGGGGUCAUGGCAAAAUUAUCACCGAUAUUGCUUAAGAACGUAGCACAAGUUUUUGAGAAAGUACAAAGUAAUCGCAUGAAAGCCCUGCAUUUGCUCAACCCACCAGGUUACGUCGACAAGAUUAUAACAUUGUUCAAAACUUUUCUUCCAAAAAAAUUACAAGAAAGAAUAUUUAUUCAUAAAACUAUAGAGGAUUUAUGUAGAUGCGUCCCUAGAGAAUUACUACCUUGUGACUAUGGUGGUAAUGAAAAAUCUAUGGCAGAAAUUGAAGAUUUAUGGAAGAAGAAAUUUCACCAAUAUAAGGAUCGGUUUAAUAAAUUAGAGAACAUGAAAGUCGAUGAAUCACUGCGACCGGAAAAAUUAGAAAAUGAUGAAAUUUUGGGAUACCAUGGAAAUUUCAAGAAUAUCAGAGUUGACUAA
Molecule: messenger RNA, 915 nt
Organism: Psylliodes chrysocephalus
Lineage: Eukaryota; Metazoa; Arthropoda; Insecta; Coleoptera; Chrysomelidae
Source: the annotation of a GenBank genome assembly